AGCAUCAUCGCAGUGUGAUGGCGGAGUGAUUUCCUCCUGCCGGAGCCCAGCCCGCUCUUCUUCACCAGAGAGAGAGAGAGAGAGCAAGCCGCUCAGGAGGAAAGUAAACACAACACCAGAGAGCAGAUCGAUUCCCAUUACAUCACCGAGUGCGAGCCGAGUCCAUCCGGGUCCCGGGGCAGGACGCGGCUCCCGACCUCAUGGUUAUUGUUGGUGUGACUCGAGCCGGUUUCUACACCAGACGCUGUGUGUUCGAUGCCCAUCACAGCUGAGCUCAUCGGGAGGUGAUGUGACCGGAAGCAGCGCGAGACUCCGCCGCCGCCGCCAUGUCCGAGCAGGCGGAUGUCGAGGCGGCUGCGGGAGCGACCGGAAGCGCGGACCGCUAUGAGGAAUACGAGUGCAAGAUCUGCUACAACUACUUUGAUCUGGACCGGCGCGCGCCCAAGAUCCUCGAGUGCCUGCACACGUUCUGUGAGGAGUGCCUGCACGCGCUGCACCUGCGCGAGGAGCGGCCGUGGCGCGUCACGUGCCCUGUGUGCCGUCACCGCACGCCCGUGCCGGAUUACCGGAUACGCAACCUGCCCAACAACACCAAGGUCACGGAGGACUUCCCGCUGCGCGUGGACGUGGACGCGGACCCGGUGCCGCAGGACGCGCUGCCGCCGAACCCGCCGCCGCUGCACCCGGCGCUCGCGGCCCUGCGGCGCGACGACGCGUCCGGCCCCCCGAGUCGCCACGCGCACGCGACCCCGUCCACCACGGCGUCCACAGCCACCAUGACGCUGUCGCAGGACUCGGUGGGGUCGCGGCGCGAGAGCUGCCAGGAGGGCUGCUGCAGGCGGCUCGCGCUCACUGCCGGCUGCGCAUGCGUCGCCUUCUCGUUCGUGGCCAUGCUCGCGCUGCUCUUCGCCGGACUCGUGUUCGUGCACGGAAACUCCGGGGACCGGCCGCCGUCUCCCGCCGGACCCGUGUGCCUGUCGGUCGCCAGCGUCCUCGCCAUGGUGGCCGUCGUGGUCACGUGGCUCCUCUGCUGGCUCAAAUACAGACCGGAGCACGAGACAACCGGCCGCGCCUCGACCACGAGCAACAGCAGCAGCAGGAGAAACGCCUGAUCUCUCUCUCUCUCUCUCUCUCUCUCUCUCUGUGUAGUAUUAUCCUGUCCUCCAUCAUCAACUAGAGCAGACGGACCUUUGCUCUUAUUCUUCCCUAUGCACUUAAACAUUAAUGACAAUCUCCUCUUUCUUUCCACACACAGAUGUGUGCACGUGUCCUUCCAUCCAUCCAUCCAUCCAUCCAUCCAUCAUCUCUAGCCGCUUUAUCCUGUUCUACAGGGUCGCAGGCGAGCUGGAGCCUAUCCCAGCUGACUACGGGCGAAAGCGGGGUACACCCUGGACAAGUCGCCAGGUCAUCACAGGACUGACACAUAGACACAGACAACCAUUCACACUCACACUCACACCUACGCUCAAUUUAGAGUCACCAGUUAACCUAACCUGCAUGUCUUUGGACUGUGGGGGAAACCGGAGCACCCGGAGGAAACCCACGCGGACACGGGGAGAACAUGCAAACUCCGCACAGAAAGGUCCUCGCCAGCCGCUGGGCUCGAACCCAGGACCUUCUUGCUGUGAGGCGACAGCGCUAACCACUACACCACCGUGCCGCCCUGUGUGCACAUGUCAGGUUGCAAACCUUUUGGACCAGUCCAGAUCAGAAACCAAUCCGACCCAUAAAUCAGUCAGAUCCGACAAGAAUUAAUCAUCCAACAUGCUGAACGUACAUCUGAAAUCUAAUCUAAAACUAUGACUGACUUUAGUAAAAGAAUAGCCGUUCAACUUGUUUUGUUUAUACGUACACUACCGUUCAAAAGUUUGGGGUCACCCAGACAAUUUAGUGUUUCCUAUGAAAAGUCACACUUUUAUUUACCACCAUAAGUUGUGAAAUGAAUAGAAAAUAUAGUCGAGACAUUUUUCUGGCCAUUUUGAGCAUUUAAUCGACCCCACAAAUGUGAUGCUCCAGAAACUCAAUCUGC
Messenger RNA from Neoarius graeffei (lesser salmon catfish), 2029 nucleotides. Its product is annotated as E3 ubiquitin-protein ligase rnf152. Gene Ontology annotation, biological process: protein ubiquitination. The record is from RefSeq and is a predicted model, not a curated record. Gene Ontology annotation, molecular function: ubiquitin protein ligase activity. NCBI's taxonomy places the organism in Eukaryota, Metazoa, Chordata, Actinopteri, Siluriformes, Ariidae. The transcript has a single exon. Bases 327 to 1112 code for a protein of 261 amino acids.